CGCAAGUGGUGAAACCUGCAAUUUUUUAAAAAAAAUGAAGAGAAAAAAAAAAGAACGUGGCCGCGUGGAUAGUAAGCGAAAUAAAAUCUAGUAAAGGAAAAAUAUUUGCCCACACAAAUAACUUGUCUUUCUCUCGAUUGUCUCCUCUUCGAAUUGGGAGAUUCCUAGGGUUUGGUUUGGAUUGGUUUCUCGUCGCAGGCGUCGAUCUUCUUCUAUAUAAUCCGCCCAAUCUCUCUCCCUUUCCGAAUGGAAUUAGAGUUUCUCUAAACCCAUCUUCGCGUUUUUCUAAAGGGUUUCUCCUCGCAUUAUAAAUUUAUCACCAGAAAGAGAGUCGUAGGUUUCUCCCAAUUAUGUUCGAAAUCUCAUCGCAGUUGGUCAUUUCUGUCAUGAUUUCUCUUCAGAACCUCCGUGUCUUCGGUCCUGGUCUCAAUCCUUUGUCCUCUAACUACUGCAUCGCCAAUCACUCUCGCUAAUUUUCUCAGCCCCUUUUCUUUUUUUUUUUUAUCAAUUGAUAUCUUCCAUUAGAAUCUUGUGCAAGGUUGUGCUUUCCCAGAUAUUGAUCUUUUCUAUUUACACUUUUUUUACUUUCUUCUUCUUUUCUGUGAAGAUUCGAUCAACCCUUUUGGGAUUUCAUUGUCCUCAUAUUCAAGAUUCAAGAUAGAAUCUUGAACUUCUUUUUCGGUGCAGCUUGGUGUUUAGACGAAAAUUAACAGUAUGGUUGAAGAUCAGGAUCAGAUUAGUGCUUUGCGACGAAGUUUGUCUAGGAGGCGCUCGUUUCGAUCUGAGGUCGACAGGGAUGAUAGAGGUUGGACUUUGCUUCAUGUUGGGGCGCGUAAAGGGGAUAUUAAACAGGUAAAGCGUCUUCUUGAUAAUGGAAUGGACGUGAAUGUGCCAACUUGGGGCCCCAAAUCGAAAGGGGCAACUCCUCUCCAUUUGGCUGCCGAGGGUGGCCACCUUUCAGUUAUGGACGAACUACUUGAGCGUGGAGCAAAUAUUGAUGCUAGAACUAAGGGUGCCUGUGGAUGGACUCCACUUCACAAUGCAGCCAAAGAACGGAGGAGAGCAGCGGUGAAGUUUUUAGUUGAGAAUGGAGCAUUCUUACCACCCGAUAUUAAUGAUUGCAGGUUCAACCCCCCACUUCAUUAUUGUCCCGGCCUUGACUGGGCAUAUGAGGAGUUGGAACGUCUACAACAAGAGAGCUUGUCUUCUGGGGAAACUUCUUCCAGCUCUGAAGGCUAAAUUACAAUGCUUUAAUAGUUUGUUGAUUUAUCUGGAUCCUUUGGGUUCGCUUGGUGCUGUUAUGUUGUAACUAUUGAAUAUACCAUACUACUUGUUACUGUGUUCAUUGUUGUUGUGGUGUCAUUUUGUGGUUGUUUGGGAAUGACAACUUUUAUUUUAAUGGAGUAGUACGAGUGAUGAGUCUUGUCAUAUUUACAAA
Cannabis sativa is the source of this 1438-nucleotide messenger RNA. Its product is annotated as phytochrome-interacting ankyrin-repeat protein 2. Lineage: Eukaryota; Viridiplantae; Streptophyta; Magnoliopsida; Rosales; Cannabaceae. The transcript has 3 exons. The record is from RefSeq and is a predicted model, not a curated record. The coding region runs from base 715 to 1239 and encodes 174 amino acids. Gene Ontology annotation, molecular function: protein binding.